Messenger RNA from Coccidioides posadasii C735 delta SOWgp, 1441 nucleotides. RefSeq lists its product as uncharacterized. The record is from RefSeq and is a predicted model, not a curated record. NCBI's taxonomy places the organism in Eukaryota, Fungi, Ascomycota, Eurotiomycetes, Onygenales, Onygenaceae. Gene Ontology annotation, molecular function: NADPH dehydrogenase activity; FMN binding; NADP binding. Gene Ontology annotation, cellular component: intracellular anatomical structure.
AAAUCCUCGAUAGCUUUGAAUAUAAAAACAUUCAUUUUCCAUAUCUGUCUUGAUUGGUAGUCUAUUACUUUUCGCUCAGAAGCUCUCCCAGCGCUUGUUUGGGCAGAUAAUUCCUUAGUCUGGACGUAGUUUUGCGACGAAAGCUCCUCCAACGUUUCCACUCAAGAUGCCUUUGGAGAAGAGUUUGGAGGGCGUUCGGAAUGAGCCUGCCCCUGGAAUAAGCUAUUUUGCUUCUUAUCAGAAUCCUAAGGCUGGUACUGCGGCAGAUCCGCAGUCAGAUGGGACAAGACCGCCCAAAUUGUUCCAACCGCUGAAAUUGCGGGGGGUUACACUUCAAAAUCGCAUCGGGUUGUCUCCUCUAUGCCAAUAUUCUGCAGAUGACGGACACCUAACAGACUGGCACAUGGCCCACAUUGGCGGUAUCGCGCUUCGUGGACCGGGAUUUAUGCUCCUUGAAGCCACUUCCGUUCUCCCCGAAGGCCGUAUUUCCCCAGAGGACUCAGGACUAUGGAAGGAUUCCCAGAUCGAGCCCCUGCGACGCCUAGUCGAGUUUGUACACAGUCAGAACCAGACCGUAGGAGUUCAGCUUGCGCAUGCAGGUCGGAAAGCGAGCACCUUGGCCCCGUUCCUUGCAACUGGUGAUAUUGCUGUGGAGGCAGUAGGCGGUUGGCCGGAUAAUAUAAAAGGUCCCAGUGACAUCCCGUACUCCAGACGAAUGGGUCAACCAAAGGCCAUGACCAAGGCCGACAUUGAAGAGUUCAAAGAGGCUUGGGGAGCUGCUGUCAGACGCGCAGUAAAAGCUGGAGUUGACUAUAUCGAAAUCCACAAUGCACACGGAUACCUCCUCUACUCCUUCCUUUCGCCGGUCUCGAACAAUCGUACCGACGAAUACGGUGGCAGCUUUGAAAACCGUAUGCGACUUACCCUUGAGAUCGUUGAUAUUUCCCGCAAGAACAUGCCAGAAAAUAUGCCGCUGUUCCUCCGGGUAUCUGCCACAGAUUGGCUCGAAGAAUCCCGCCCAGACUUACCAAGCUGGAAAUUGGAAGAUACGGUACGUUUCGCGCAGGUGCUGGCGGAAAAGGGAGGGGUCGAUUUCCUCGAUAUUAGCUCUGGCGGCAACCAUACGGAUCAGAAGAUCAAGAUCGGCCCGGGAUUCCAGGCGCCGUUCGCCAUUGCUGUGAAGAAAGCCGUGGGAGACCGUAUCGCCGUGGGCACUGUGGGGAGCAUCACGAACGGCAAACAGGCAAAUGACCUGUUGGAAAAUGAAGGGCUAGAUGCAGUAUUAGUGGGCAGGCUUUUCCAGAAAAAUCCGGCCGUGGUGUGGGCAUUUGCAGAAGACCUGGGCGUGGACAUCAAGCUUGCGAAUCAGAUCGGAUGGGCGUUCGCUACAAGAGGAUCAACCGGCUUUUUGAAGUUGAGAGGGAGGGAACAGAAGAAUUAG